Messenger RNA from Triticum dicoccoides, 1359 nucleotides. RefSeq names its product probable E3 ubiquitin-protein ligase RNF217. The record is from RefSeq and is a predicted model, not a curated record. Gene Ontology annotation, biological process: protein ubiquitination. Bases 1 to 1056 code for a protein of 351 amino acids. Gene Ontology annotation, molecular function: zinc ion binding; ubiquitin-protein transferase activity. NCBI's taxonomy places the organism in Eukaryota, Viridiplantae, Streptophyta, Magnoliopsida, Poales, Poaceae. The transcript is spliced from 3 exons.
AUGCCGUUCGCCGGGGCCUUCCCCUUCACGGCCCUUCUUCUCCUCGCCGUCUUCUCCGCCGAGGAGCAGCCGUUCAAAGGCCUCGUGCCCGAGAACCGGAGCGUGGUCCUGGCCGGCAACAACGUCACCGCCACCGCCGGCGCGGCGGCGGUGUGCUACCGAAGGAGCGGCGUCGACGAAGAGGCCAAUCCGGGCAAGACGGUCCUCGACGUGACCCCGCUUGCCGUGUGCCCUUCUCCUGGAGAUAAGAAGGGUCUGAGCGGGCGAGCAAAGGCAUGGUGUUGCUGGGGCCUCGCCGUGGCGAUGACGAUGGUCGUGUUCGUUGUGUGGCCAGAGACGUUCAUCGUAUCGCCCAUCGACCCCAAGUUCACCGGUGAUGACGCGCCGGUGGUAGACGUCGACGGCGACGGCGACCGCGAGCUCUUCGAUUGCGCCAUCUGCAUGGAGACGGUGCCUGGCACCCUCAAGUUCAGCGUCGGCUCGUGCGGCCACGCCUUCUGCUCAGGCUGCGUCGUCCGGUACGUCGCGGCUAAGCUGGGCGAGAACGUGGCUCGCGUCAAAUGCCCCGACCCCGGCUGCAAGGAGGGCACCGUCGAGCCGGAGAGCUGCUUCGGCAUCAUCUCCUCGGACCUGCUAGACAAGUGGGGUUUCCUGCUGUGCGAGUCCUUGCUCGGCGCCAAAACGGUGUACUGCCCGUACAGGGAAUGCUCGGCGCCUCUUCUCGCCGACGGCGAGGCCGGGGCGGGGGCGAUCGCGGAGGCCGAGUGCCCGCAUUGCCACCGGCUGUUCUGCGCCCGGUGCGCGGCGCCGUGGCAUGCCGGCGUCGGGUGCAGGGAGUUUCAGGAGCUCGGGCAGGACGAGCGAGGCCGGGAGGACCUCCUGUGGAGGAGGCUCGCCGGACGGCAGAGGUGGCAGCGGUGCCCCAAGUGCAGGAUGUACGUGGAGAAAUCGGAGGGAUGCAACUACAUCAAAUGCAGGUGUGGGAACAGCUUCUGCUACCGAUGUGCAUCCAAGGUGUCUGCGCUAACCCAUUACUGCAAAGAGUGCAAGCACUAGCGAUUUGCUUGUUAUGCAUAUCCAAGGGGGCACAAAUACUGAGCUCUGUUUAUUAACCAGAUGGUACAAUAUAUCGCUUCAUCUUUGUCGUUUAUCUCAAUUGCAAGAUGGAAAUCUAGGCAUGAUAAACUUUACUUGAUCAGGCUGUACCGAACUACGAACAUUAUCUCCUUGAUUGACUCGAUUCAGCUUUCAGUUGUGCUUGUAAAUAUGUGAGAUUUUUUAGGUAGCAUGUUCAGUAUCUGAUCUUCUGGUUCAUGCGGUUACAUUUCUUAAGAAACCGUAGAGAUUGUUAUUUUUGGU